Didymodactylos carnosus is the source of this 180-nucleotide messenger RNA. The record is from the annotation of a GenBank genome assembly. Lineage: Eukaryota; Metazoa; Rotifera; Eurotatoria; Philodinida; Philodinidae.
CGUCAUCAAGUAAUGCAAAUGCGAGCUGGUGCAACUGGAAGACCAAAAACAAAAAAGACAAAUUGUGUACAACGUCGUAUUGAUACUCUUCGUGAUCGUUAUGAAAAUGAUGAAAUAAAUUUAGAAGGUUUAUCAUUUGUUGUUGCUAAAGAUAAAACAAAAAAAAUAAAUAAAAAAUGA